Messenger RNA from Podospora pseudopauciseta, 3745 nucleotides. RefSeq lists its product as uncharacterized. The transcript is spliced from 3 exons. NCBI's taxonomy places the organism in Eukaryota, Fungi, Ascomycota, Sordariomycetes, Sordariales, Podosporaceae. Bases 1502 to 3418 code for a protein of 638 amino acids. The record is from RefSeq and is a predicted model, not a curated record.
CCGCCUGUGCCGCAUCUUGGCGCCCCCAACCGACCUGCACACCCAAAUCGAUGGGACCGAGAGUUGCAUCUCGCGAGCAAUCCUUCCCUCUUCCUACUCCUACUUUUUCUUCUCCAGAUCUUGAUCCAGUGGUCCUGCAGCGACCACAACGUGAACGCUACUCGCUUUCGCGCUUCUCAGUGCUCAGGCGGUCGGCCAGAAUGGCCACAAUGAUGUCUGGUUCAUCUACCCAACCGAAGGCCACACAUAUCAACACAUGGACACGAUCAACGUCACCUAUGAAAGCCCAUUUCCAACCCCGACGCUAUUCGGCUGGUGCGAUGGAGGCGGCCGCAACUUUUACGACCAACGGGUGCCAGGAUACAACGCUUCGGUUGCUGUUGUGCUCAACUUCACCUCUGGCACACCAUGUUGGUUCAACCUUAGGCCAGGAAGAGUAGCUGGAUUUGGCGCCAACAGCCCAUCUUUCAAUAUCCUCGGCGUCGAACGGCCUUCUGGAGGCAUCGUUCACAGACCCGGCACGUCUGAAUCCGACCGCACCCCGCCAGAGUUCCCAACCACAUCCGCAACCACAUCCCCAACACCGACGACGGCGGUUCCUACGGAAAGCCAUGUCCUGGAUGACAGUAACGUCAGUCCCGGCGAGCAACAUGAACCAACCCCAAAUCCAGAACCGCCCGACGAGAAAUUCCGCGGGGAUGGCGGCGGGCUAGGCGGUGGGCAAUCAGCAGGCAUCGUUGUCGGCGCCAUCGUCGGCGUCCUUGCCAUCGCCACCGGCUUGUUCUUUUGGUGGAAGAGGAGGUCCAGACGGGCAGACUCGGGAGAGCAAAUACCGCAGCAUGAUGGCUCUCACCACAGUUACUGCCAACAUCACAGCGGCCAGGCCCUUUCAUGGCAACACGAAGCGGGAGCAGCAAGUCCAUGGAGCCAAAGCCCCGCAACCUACGUAAAUGGUCACCAAUACAACGGAGCGUGCACAUGUAUGUAUGUGUCCCACGCGCGGGCAACCCCAAGUCAAACGGUGGCCGGUAGAAGUGAGCAGCACGAAUUCACCAUCAGAGCUCUCGUCAUCAGAUCCUGCGUGGGCAUCGAAACCAAAAUACGAAAUGCCGGCUUGAGGGCGGUUUUCUUGUACAUACACAGAGCUUUUCAAUGCCAAACGUUGUCAACACCAACUUGUGGAGAACAAGACCCAAAAGACGGAAGCUAGGGGGCUUGGCAUACCAGAUUUAAGGGGCAGACCUUCCUGAAUGGUAUGGCUGGUAAUUUCUAAUGUUAUCAUCGGGUCAUGCCAAACGACAGUGGCCGUUUCAUCGCCUCGAGACAAUGAUUGGAUGCAGUUUCAGGAAGCUCCCCUUGGGCGACAUCGCCAGUCUUGGCCAGGCGCCCUCCAUUUUGAGUGUGAACAAUAAAGCCGGGACAAUAGUAUAUAAAUUCUUACAAAAUACGCCAGUAUCGUGUGGUUUGUUAAUGUCGAGCCUCUUGUAGAACCCAAACAACCAUGCCAACAGCCUCAAAAGUUAGCCACAUCAUCGGGGCAGUCGGUCUGGUUCUUGUCACCGUCCUGUACAUUGCGCUUCUGCUGAUACCAUGGGUCUAUACAUGUGACCUCAGCACCGGCCCCGUCUGGGUAUCAAAUCCCAAGACGUGGACAGAGCUACCUCGUGGGGUUGAACCCAUCAAUGUGGACCGCAUGGCUGACUACGACAAAGCGAUCAAGAUCUUGAACACCAUCACCUCCAUCGUCGCCAUACCAGUCGUGUACGCCGUCGUCCAACGUGCUGCCAGUGUUGGGUCGCAGUCCAAGCAUAACUUGUGGGACAAUGCCGCCUUGUCGUGGUUGGCCGUCAUCCUCAUCAUGAUCACUCUGAUUCUACCUCCCAUUCGCACUCUUGUCGUGAGCCAUGAGACCAUCAAGGUUCCAACCUCCUUUCUCGGCCAAGGUGUUAAGGCUCUUGACGCUACACCUCAAAUGCUAGAGAUGGUGAGCGAAAAUGGGGUGGUGGAAAAAGUCAAACACGGCCUGGUCAACUCCCAAGAGUCUGAUAGACACCCACAGUUAUGGCCCGAAGCUGGCCAGGCAUCAGACGUGUCAACAACACCCUCACUCGGCGGGUUCCGUCCAGCCAAUGAGCCUGACAUAAUGGAUCUUUCCCACCAACACAUGUUUGUUUCAUUAGUCCCCAGAUUGAACACGGGCUACUACCGAAGCCAUGCUUUGCGGAUGAAGAGUCUUCCGGAUUGCAAGGCGAUUGCCCAGUUUCCCCCGGUUUGCUCUGGACCAAGACCAUUUGCAAGAGUCUUUGAAUCACCAAACACCUUGGUGACUGUUUGCGUACCGGGGGCAUCAGGACGCUCGCCAUGGCCGGACAGGAGCCAAGACAGACGCGAGAUCAAGGAAGAUCUGUUUAUACGGAUGGUCCGGAAUGUUUUGACUGGUGAUGUCCGAAAUCCUUCGCAAAUUAGGCAUCAGAAAAUAUACCAUUGCACAGCAACCACGACAAGGGGGUACUUUGAGUUGCCCAACUAUCUCAACGAAGAGAAAGUUGGGCCACUGCUAAACACAUUCCCUGAUCUGGGGCUUGAUGACCUAGAAGGGCACUUUGUCGACGUGAGUCCUAAUCGUGACGUGCCGCUUGGCAGCCCCGAUUUUGUUCAAAACUUUACCAGCGAUCCAUUCUUAUCCCUCGGGCCGACCGAGCCAUCAAACAUUGCCCCAGGGCCGCUCAUGAUUUCCGCCCAGGCUCUUUUUGGUAACCAAACUUGGUUCCACACCCUGGCUCGGGCUUUUGUCAACAGCACGGCGUCCAACAAUUCAUCGCUCCCGCGACUUGACGCCCUGGAGACGCUUCAGAUGGUGUGCUCGGAAAACAACAUGCCUCUGGCACGGUUUUCUGCCUUUCCUCCAGCCGAGAUGGUCAUUUCUGACCGCCGCAUGUCCAAGGAAUGUCAAUCCGUUCUCACUCCCCGGAGCAGGCAAGAGGACAGAAUCACAGAGCAACAAGCCGCGACCAAGUUGGAAAACAUGAUGAACGACUUCCUUUCAGUGUUUGAACGAGGGCCCAACACGACCUUGUGGACUGCCAUGGUUCUGGCAAACGAAGCCGUCUUGCAGGCCGCCACCCAGGAUAGUACGUUGGCGCGCAAAGUGUUUGUCGAUUUGGGCCAGGUAAUGACGAACAAGCCCGUCCUAACCCAAGGCGCAGUUGUUGGUGUGAGCCUUCUCGUUGCGUUCCAGGUAUUGGGGCUGGUAGUUUUGGGAGUGUACUUGAUGAUUGGGAGCUUUGAACCAGCCUGGUUCAUAAAGAGAUUUGCGGGCGAUGGGGAGACGGGGGCUGGUAGCAAAGGGGUAACGAACGAGUAUGAUGAGGAACCCCUGAGGGACCUGAGCACGCCAGCGGGUAGUGAGAGACGGUAGGGGGUCGAUGUGUGCACGGGCCCUAUAUACGAUUGGCAUGCUUGAACCAAGACGACUGACUCGAUGAGUUGCAACAUUGGAUGGCCAGCACGAUUCGUGCGUCCUUGGCUCUGAAAUGUGCUGCUACCCCUGAGUCCCAUUUUACGGCAUCGCAGAUGACGUGAUGGUCGGUUAUGCAGUUGUGAAUAUCAUCCCCCACGCUGACCUGACCAUGGCCCCCACCAAACAUGACCGGUUGAGAGCGGAUUUAAGCCGGGGCCAGAAUGGUGUCACUUUCCUGUCUUUGACGCGACUCGAAAAUUCCCAUAGAUAACCCCAACCCUUCCC